GUCCCCUCGCUCACUGCCCACUCCCCAGCCCAGCUGCCCUACGUGCCCCAYGUGUCCCCCAUGGCACUGCUGGGCAAGGUCACUGCCACCACCUUCGCGCUGGAGAGGCCCCGCUGCAUCUUUGACGGCCACGCCGAUGCCUCCGACGCCAUUUGGCUGGCGGUGGCUUUUGCCAACGCAUCAGCCACCUUCAGAAAUCCCCAGUCCCGCGCYGAUGUGCCCCCGUACAAGCAGCUGCCCACUGCCCGCUCCUACAUGACGCUGGAGACAGCAGCAGCCGCGUAUUCCUGCUCCUCCUGCUCGGCACCGAGCCCGCCCGUCCUGCGGGUCGGGAGUGACACGGCGUGCAGGGACCAGGGCAGACAGGACCCCUGCAAUGGGCCCCUGCCCUCCCCGGGACCCUACAGGUAAGGCCAGAGCCCCCAAACCCCAGCUGGGGUGACCCGUCACCAGGACAUGCUCGUCCCCCUGGUAUCACCCCCGCGCCCGCUGCAGGGUGAAGUUCCUGCUGAUGGGCUGCCGCGGCCCCAAGGCGGAGACGCGGUGGUCCGACCCCAUCCUCCUGCGCACAGGUACUCGUGGCACUGCCACCCCCCUGCGGGUCCCCCUCACCUGCCCGGGUGGGGUGCUGGCAUGUGGCACAGCAUCAGCCCUGUGCCAUCACCCCAAAACCUGUGGGGAGAAGUGAUCCCCGAUCCUGUCACCAGCCCCAAACC
Molecule: messenger RNA, 716 nt
Organism: Malurus melanocephalus (red-backed fairy wren)
Lineage: Eukaryota; Metazoa; Chordata; Aves; Passeriformes; Maluridae
Product: uroplakin-3b-like
Exons: 2
Coding region: 61-411 (116 amino acids)
Source: RefSeq, a predicted model, not a curated record